Sphaeramia orbicularis (orbiculate cardinalfish) is the source of this 3925-nucleotide messenger RNA. RefSeq names its product Kruppel like factor 5a (gene klf5a). The record is from RefSeq and is a predicted model, not a curated record. NCBI's taxonomy places the organism in Eukaryota, Metazoa, Chordata, Actinopteri, Kurtiformes, Apogonidae. Gene Ontology annotation, molecular function: DNA-binding transcription factor activity, RNA polymerase II-specific; RNA polymerase II cis-regulatory region sequence-specific DNA binding. Gene Ontology annotation, biological process: regulation of transcription by RNA polymerase II. The coding region runs from base 436 to 1980 and encodes 514 amino acids. The transcript has 4 exons.
UUUGUGCUGGUGCGUGGCUUUAACCUUCAGCGCGUGCGUUGUCGUGGCUCGCCUCCACUUUACGGCAGUCAGUGUUGUUAAUGUAUUUAGAUGGAGCGUAGGGCGGUGGCCGCUUGAAUGAAUGAUCAAAGCCUUUUUAAAGGUUUGGGGGGCGGUGCAUGUGCUGUAUUUACUCUGGGCCGCUCCGCCCUACAACAUGAGCUAGAAAACUGUCCGUGGGCCAGUGGGGAGAUGAAACAAGUGGAAGGAGAUGUAGCAGACACCUUUCACCACCUAAUACACACACCACCACAGGGAUCCGCUUUUUAUUAAGCUGUAGCAUCAUCUCCCAAGCUUUUUUUUUCCCCCUUCUUUUUUUUUUUUUUUUUGUUUUUUUUAUAUAUAUUUUUUUGUGCAUAACAGGAGUGACGAUCAUCCGCGCUGCAUCGGAGGUUCAUGGCCGCGACACUCACGAUGAGCAGCGGCGGCGGCGGACAGGAGGAUCCCUUCUAUCCGCUGCAGAAGCCCGGUCUCCCGGCUGCGUUCCCUCUGGAGGAGUCGGCGUUGUUCGGCUUGGACUCCAAGAUCACAGACUCAGACAAGGACUACACACAGGCGAAGUGUGAGCUUGACAGGUAUCUCUCCCCUCAGCCUCUUCCUCUUCCACCAUCUGCAGACAGCCAGCAGAAAUCACAAAGAGAGUCUGUGAUGGAUCAGUUCUUCAGUGAAGAUCAAACUGGGUCUCCAUACACCCUCAACAUGAAUCUCUAUCUCCCCGACGUCGCCUACCUGAGGUUGGGUUUGUGUCAACAGCCACGGCCUCCUCAGCAUCAAAACCACACAAAUCUCACCCACAUCAAGACAGAGUCUGCUGCCUCGUGCUUCUCCGCCAACCUCCAGCCUCAGCACUGCCCCAACUCUUCGCCUGCAAGUAACUGCAGCGCCUCCGGACAUGGCAACGGGGGUAUUACCAUGGAAACGUCACCCAUAAACAUGACAGGGUUACCGGACUUCACCAGUGUUUUCAACCAUUCUGGAGGCACUUGUGGUAGUGAUUCAGUCCCAGAAGUGUUUGUGAAACAAGAAAUGCCAUCGCAAUUUGAUCAGCACCCCCUCCACCACCAUGACAACAGCAGCUCACUGUUUCAGCUCCUAAACUCUGGCUUGGACCAUCACCAUGGCAAUGGUAUGGAGCAUCAACAACAUCAUCACCACCAUCACCAUCAACAUCAGCAUCAGCAGCAAAUACAACACACAGGUCCUUCACCGAUCCACACACCCUUCCACGAUUUGCCAGUAGCUUCUUCUGCAUCACAGCAGGAGCAGACUGCCAAGCCCACCUACUGUGGUCUGAAUGGUGGGCCGUACACGCGCCCUCACUCCCAGGCACACCCACAUUUCCUCCAGCAGCAGGUACCUUACCUGCCACCGUCUCCGCCGAGCUCUGAGCCCGGUAGCCCCGACAGGCAGAAGGAGCUGCUCCACACCAUGUCGCCCCCUCCUUCCUACGCAGCCACCAUCGCCUCCAAGCUGGCAGGUAGCACCCCUGGACUCGGCCCGAGCCCAGGCCCUGGCAGCUUAGCCCUGCCCCUCGCUACAGGUCCCACACCGGUCCCAGGUCCAACAGCAGCAGCAGGCCUCCCACAUGCACCUGCCACAGCCCCAGCCACGGCCCCAGCUCAGACCACCGUGCCUGCCCGAUACAACCGGAGGAACAACCCUGACUUGGAGAAAAGACGGAUCCAUCACUGUGAUUACCCAGGCUGUAAGAAGGUCUACACCAAGUCAUCCCAUCUGAAAGCCCACCUCAGGACUCACACGGGUGAGAAGCCGUAUAGAUGCACGUGGGACAGCUGUGACUGGCGUUUCGCUCGCUCAGAUGAGCUGACGCGCCAUUAUCGCAAACAUACGGGCGCCAAACCGUUCCAGUGCGCCGUCUGCUCACGCUCCUUCUCCCGGUCCGACCACCUGGCCCUACACAUGAAGAGACACCAGAACUAGCUGCGUUCACAAAGGGACACAGUACAAAACAUACACAAGCACUAUGUUGACUCCCCAAAAGCACUACGCUGACCCUUCCUCAAAUGUUACUUCACUGACAUCACUGCUCCUCCUGGUGCUGCUAUCAUGUGCUAACAUGCUACGAUAGCCUAACAAACAUGUUGAUCUUAAUCCAGAUUGGAACAAUUUGGAGUUUGGAAACUUAGAAAGUAUGAAGAUAUGGCCAGAUUGAAUUCUUGGCUCUUAACUCUCACAUACACUUUGUUUAGACUUGCUUUUCUUUGAGCAUAUACAAAGAGGAAGAAAAAAAAAGAAAGAAAAUAUCGAGUCCGUAUUAGGACUGUUUUUUUUUUUUUUUGACUGGAAUGAAAGCACUUAUACAACUAUUUCUAUUCUGAUUUUAGAACUGGAUUUCAUUUUGAUUUUUUUUGUUUUUUUUUUUAAAAGGAAAAGCUUUUGUUUGUCAAACUAGUCAAACCAAAUCCCUGUCGACUUCUUGGUUUGUUAGUUUGUUUAUUAACUGGAAUAUCCAGAUGUUUAUUUUUUCCUUUUGGUUUGCACUAAAAUUGGUAAUCAUGUCUGAGCUUCUCCGGGCUCAUGCUUCUCAUUCACCACUGGAACGAUCAUUAUCGCUACUGGACUGAAUUUCUGUGAACACUCAAAUCACUGAACGCCAGACACAAAUCAUUGCUGUUCAGAUAUUAAAAAUUGAAGGCAUUCAUACUCUGGAGAGGAAAGAUAGUGCAGGGAAGCGAAGAGGGAAGGGGAGGGGGGGUGAGGGAGAGGGAUAGAUUUUAGAUUUCAGAGAGAUCUGAGGACGACUGAGGAACAGAGGGAGGUGGAUGGUUGCUAAAGAGAGGCAAUUACGUGAUUAAUUAUUCAGUUUGCCUUUAGAUGGAUAUCCAACCAGAGAAAAUGUCAGCAGAAACCUUAGACAUAUCCUAGAAUUCAUUCAGAGUUAAAACAGAAAUGAGGGUAUUUGAUACACACGCUUAAAUUAAACAUGAAGCAUCUGGAAUAGAUUGAGAAUUAAGGGACUGUCUUUAAAGAAAAACAAACAUACCGAGCACGUGUCCCUAAAAGGGUCUGAAUUCUUCAUUUUUUUUUAAACCAAAGUAUCAUCUCAUGUAUCAACAAACUUAUUAAGUGCCUCCUCUGUUUCUGUUCACUAGUAGCAGAGCUGUGAUGAAUUUCUAAACACACAUGGUGCUGUUUUUCUUUCUCGAAUCAGUUUGAAGUGGUGAUUUUUAAUUUGACCCCACAGCAUCACCCGUCACCCACUGUAAAGCAACAGCUCGGCUCAGGUCACUUUAAACACAGUCUGAUGUUACACGGUUUGUGUUUUAGUGAGCUGGCAGGCCUUUCUUGAAGGGUUUUCAAUCUCUGUACACAAAUAACUUGUACCUGGGCUCCAUCAGCCAUCCUAAAAUGGACAGACAUGUUUUCUUACCACACACCUGACUGGCCAUUGUGAUGGUGUGAUUCAGCCCACACUUAUAACUGUAUUUGUUCAUUCACUGCAGGUAGCAUAAAGAUAAUAUAGCACUGUAAUGUAUCAUGGUAAAUCUGACUAUUUAUUUGAUAGCGUAGAAGUGGGGUUGCAUCAGAUCAACUGUCUUUCUCCCCAGCAAAAAUGCCUUAAUGUAAAUAUAUGCACUGUAAAUAAUUAUACUUUUUUUUUUUGUUUUUGCUCUUUUGUUAUUAGUUUUGUUUUGUAAACAAAAGGGCAACAAGAGGAAAAUGCCCUGCAUCCAAAAAUAUUUGAGCCCUAUUUUUUUGUUUUCUUGUCAAAGAUAUUUUGAUGCCAUUGUUUUAUAUUGUCCUUCAAACAAGUUAUUUUGUAGAUCCUUCUUUUUCUUCCGUGGUAAACGUUCCAAAGACAAAAGUUGUUUUUCAUCAACUGAGUGAAGCUGAUCCUAAUAAAGUCAACUGACACUUUUACACA